GGAGACAUGACGAGUGAGCUGCUGGUUUGCUGACGUGCAGCCUCUGAUGGGAGGUUUAAAAGUCUAAUGUGAGCGAGUGGGUCCCAGAGCUGAGGCUGAGGCUGAGGCUGAGGAUCAGGAUCAGGAUCAGGAUCAUGCGGAGCUCCAGUCUGUGUCUGCACCGAGAGGGAGAGACAUCGCUCACAGCCACCAGUAUGAAGCCAUCUCCUUGCAUCCUGACUCUGACACUCCUGCUCCUCUCCUGGGGUUGCUUCUCGCAAGGUGUUCCAGCAUCAUCCCAAGGGCUUCCAGUAGAUCAGGAGUUACGUUUAUGGAAUGAGAUAGAUGAUGUGUGUUCUUCCUUCCUGACUGCAAAUAAUCAGGCACAGGUAUCAACUGUAUUCGAAGAACUCUGUUACAUGGCUACGACAGUUCUGCAGAGAAUUCAGGAUUCAAAAGAAAAGGACCAGACCAAAAGGUUCUUAUUUCAUUAUUCUAAGACCCAUGACUCUGGCAACUCUGAUUUCAUGUCCCCUAUCCUGCAUCCUUUGCUGCAGCUUGUCCCUGAACUUCAUGAGAGAAGAAUGAAGAACAGCAGAGGUGACGAAGAACUUCAAGGACCAAGUGGAAUUCAAAGUCGAGGCUACUUUCUGUUUAGGCCACGAAAUGGAAGAUCAUCUGGUUUUCGUUAAAAGGAACUCAGGCGACUACAAAAAAGGUUUGACAUCUACGCUGAAAUCAGUUCUUGAUGCAGAAGCAACUGCAGUCUACACCUCUCUGAAAUUGUGUUGUUUAAUAAUUGUUAAAUAUCUGUUUAUGUCUUUUAAAAAAAAUCUUUAAUGUGCAUGUUAAGUUAACAAAUUUGAUGUAAGCUGUUGUUUUCGUAGUUAAUUAAAUUUUAUUAAAAUUGA
Messenger RNA from Callorhinchus milii (elephant shark), 890 nucleotides. RefSeq names its product neuromedin U (gene nmu). Gene Ontology annotation, molecular function: neuromedin U receptor binding. The transcript has 10 exons. Gene Ontology annotation, biological process: regulation of smooth muscle contraction. The record is from RefSeq and is a predicted model, not a curated record. NCBI's taxonomy places the organism in Eukaryota, Metazoa, Chordata, Chondrichthyes, Chimaeriformes, Callorhinchidae. Bases 135 to 671 code for a protein of 178 amino acids.